GAGUUUGUAAUUCCACUACACGCGCACAUGACGAAACUCGCUGUGGUCGUUUUUUUCGCCCUCUACGGCCUUCACGGGAACUUUUCCGGGACCACACCAUCAUAGAGCUUCCUAAAAUGCACACCAUUACAUCUGCGGACUUGCAUUGCACCGUGCUGAAGAGUCAGCUGUUGGAGCAGCGAGGUUGGAGUGAGCCGCGUCAGUGAGGGAUGGGCGCGCGUGUGUGCCGCCGUGCGGUUCUGGCCUGACCAACAACUGGCAAACCGUUGUCAAGGAACCGGCAUCAAGUGGACUGUAGCACGCGAUUCUGGCAAGCACAUUUUUACUGCAAAAAUGCGUGCAACCGUGCAACUUCAUGGUAUGUUUGCACAAGUGUACUGGGCAUGUGUCUAGGGGUGAUGGCCACUGAGCAGGCGCGGUCGGGUCGCAUGCCUGUGGUGGUGUGUCCGUCUCAGCUGGACUUCUACCUCGACCAACAGGAGAGCCACAAGCAGGUGCUCACUCUGUACAACAUCAAUGACUUCUCAGUCCGCUUCCAGUUGUUGUCGAAUGCACCAAGACGCUAUGCAGUUGCAGAGCCUGAGGGAAUGCUCAAGCCCCACUCCUUCACUGACGUGGUGGUGCGGCACCGGGAAGCAGUGGAAGGUAAUGUGGGCCGUCGUGACCACCUGCGCGUCAUCAUGUACGAGGAAGGAGGCCGUCUGCAUGGACACAGAGACGUGCCGGCCACCCUGCGCCCUCCACGCGGUCGAGGGGACGAGCCAUGCUCAACCAGUUCUGUGCCCCUGGAGCCAUCUUUGGGAACUGAGCGACAGCCAAGCCGUGCUGCUGCAAAUGGGCCCAGCUUUGCAAUAGUACUGGUGGCGUUGGUGUGCCUGGCAGCACUAGUGCUGCCAUUGGAAGGAGCAAGUGGCGGCAGCCAUCCGUACCUGCAGCUAACCCAUCAGCAGAAGCUGGUAGCUGCGUACAUACUUGGGCUCGUCACAAUGAUCAUCAUUCGCCAGUGAAGAAGGGCCCAGACGAGGUCCUCCCCAGCAGCUUUGUAAAUUGCUGUGUGGCUUUGAGGCCUUCCUGUUUUUAAUAAAGUGUGCAAGGACUG
Rhipicephalus microplus (southern cattle tick) is the source of this 1099-nucleotide messenger RNA. RefSeq names its product motile sperm domain-containing protein 1-like. The record is from RefSeq and is a predicted model, not a curated record. Lineage: Eukaryota; Metazoa; Arthropoda; Arachnida; Ixodida; Ixodidae.